Messenger RNA from Drosophila mauritiana, 323 nucleotides. It is a transcript of the gene Sgs8, whose product is annotated as salivary glue protein Sgs-8. Lineage: Eukaryota; Metazoa; Arthropoda; Insecta; Diptera; Drosophilidae. The transcript has 2 exons. The coding region runs from base 30 to 260 and encodes 76 amino acids. The record is from RefSeq and is a predicted model, not a curated record.
GGUAAAGUUAAUUUGUCAAAGCAACAACCAUGAAGCUGAUCGCUGUCGUCGUCAUUGCGUGCAUCCUGCUCAUCGGAUUCGCUGAUCUAGCCUCGGCGGGCACCAAGGAUUGUUCCUGCGUGGUUUGUGGACCUGGUGGCCAGUCGUGUACUGGGUGCCCCGAACGGGUUCCCCUCUGCAAAGAUCUGAUCAGCAUUAUGCGCGAUCUCGAGCGGAAGGUGCGUCAGUGCGUCUGCGGAGAGCAGAUGUGGCUGUUCUAGAUAUGUGCCCACAACCUGAUCAGCAUUGGCCUAUUAUCUGCUGUCUAAUAAAACUGUUAUCAU